Messenger RNA from Anguilla anguilla (European eel), 4135 nucleotides. Its product is annotated as transmembrane protein 150A-like. The record is from RefSeq and is a predicted model, not a curated record. NCBI's taxonomy places the organism in Eukaryota, Metazoa, Chordata, Actinopteri, Anguilliformes, Anguillidae. The transcript is spliced from 8 exons. The coding region runs from base 571 to 1407 and encodes 278 amino acids.
CAAGGGAAAUAGCUGUUCGCUGGGGGGAGGGUAGUCCUGAAACAGCUGGCUUGUUUUAAAACGCUGGUAUAUAGAGGUACAGACGUACGAGACCGCACAGCGCUGCAAAACACACAUCCAUUGAAAAGGAGAAAGGAGGUGAAGGAGAGGCGGCGACAAAUCAGAUCUUACCUUGGAUGUGGCUUGGAACCGAAGUUUUUACAGUUGCAUACUUUUUCAGCAGGGGAAGAACAAUCACCGUUUUGUGCUGCCUGCGAAACUUGAAAGAAAGAAAAAACAAACAUAUUUACCGAAUACUACCAGUCAGCAAAACUUAGUGGUCGCGGCAAGCAAGAAGAGGAAUUGAGUUUUUCGAAGAAGGCAAGCACAAGGAAAGAAAGGAAGAAACGCCCUCCGCAACUCCGCCACACUUGUGUAUAUCCCGAUCUGCAUAUGUGGGAGGAAGGAAUCCAGGUGAUGGGCUUACCUGGCUUCGGAAUUAAAUGUUAAUAGAGGCGGACGUGGUGGCGGCGAGGGAGACGGAGGAAGCCGACUUUUGGUUUUGUUUUUGGUGGCGAGACUUUUCUGAAGAUGUCCCUUUGGGUGAUAUUACCUGUCAGUCUGCCAGUCUUUACGAUCACUGGAAUAUGGGUCGUAUAUGCCAUGGCCUUGUACAACAUGCACGUUUGUCCUGUGGAUAACUGGGUUUAUAAUGAGUCCUGUGAGGAGAAGCUGUCUCUACAGGGAGGUCCGGUGCUGUGCUGCACGCUGGACAACGUGCCUCUUAUCAGUAAGUGUGGUACCCUGCCCCCAGAGAGCUGCUUCUUCAGUCUGAUCUGCAGCACGGGCUCCUUCAUGGUGAUGGUGAUCGGCCUGCUGCGGUAUGGCCUUGUCGUUGAGAAGUACCAGAACUGUGUGCUGAACACGGCCGGGCUCUCCACUGGCUGGAUCUGUGCUGCAGGCCUCAUCAUGGUGGGAAACUUCCAGGUGGACUACGCCAAGAUCCUGCACUAUGUGGGCGCGGGGGUGGCAUUCCCCACCAGCAUGCUGUUCGUGUGCCUGCAGUCUGCGCUCACUUACCGCCUGGCCAAGACGCAGGGCGAGUACUGCGUGGGUCACCUGCGGCUGGCCAUGACACUGCUGGCCUUCGUCUCCCUGGUGCUCAGUGGCGUCUUCUUUGCCCAGGAGAGCUUUUUGCUGCAGCACGCCUCGGCCAUCUUCGAGUGGGUCUUCUGCAUCAUCAUCAUGCUCUUCUACGGGACCUUUGCCUUCGAGUUUGGGGGCGUGUCCUGCGAAACGCUGAUGGUGCUGGCCAGGGGCGCGGGGGCCCAACGGGGCCUGUCCCGUGGCGGCAGCGGGCACAAGGCGGAGGCAAUAGGGGGUCCCGUACACCUCCAACACACACCUGAGGGCAUAGCUAUGCUGUAGGGGACCUCAAAGGGGCCACAGGCCCGGCCUCAGCAAUCACUCACGGGCCCAGAUUGGGCAUUAGCAGAGUAUUCCAAGGUAGGAAAACGGGAACCCAUUGUGGCCCCCUGCCAAAGCUACAGAGGACCCCCACACAUCUGGAGGAUGCCCUGCCUCAUUUUUGCACAAUGAUAAGACACUAAAGGCCCCCUCCAACACUGCCCCCCUCCCCCCACCCCCACCCACCCACCGAAAGGGGUUCCAAAACUGUACACCCCUAUGUGGUGAAUAUUAGACCAAAUACUUCACAGAUGUUGAUGUCAUCAGUGUGCUGCCAGUGCUCACAGACAAGGAGGGUUCUGGGAAUCACCGUAGCCGUGAGAGCAUUUGUGACCCGAAGCCUUACAUCACUCUGGCAGUUAAAACACAGUACUGCGCAUGUGCACGUGACUCACACACGAGGACGCAAACAGGAGUAAGGGAAUUGUUACACUGUAUAAAUUGUUGAAAGACAUGUUAUGAAAAUCUCAAGUGCCUACCUUCCCUGCUGCCUUUAGUAUUUAAUUGUUUGUCCAGUCAAAGAGUGGUGAUGUCAUCCUAAUCAAUGCACCAACAAUGGACCAAAAUAACACAUGCAUGCAAUAUUCUAAAUCGAUCAAAUGCUAGUCACUUGUAAUGGCUUACAAUUGCUCUGUUGCAUUUGUCAAAAGAAAAAUUGCUGUAAAUCAUUUACACAUUACCCAUGCAUUUUUGUUGAUAUCUUACUUUAUAAAUUAAGUAUUUUCUGCUACAUAGUGACAUAUUGAUCUUUAAAUGCUCAAUGGUAGCAGUGUUGGGGAAAAAACAGCUUAGGCUGGAUAUCAGCCAUUGAACAGCUGAUUACCAAAGGCAGUGGAGACUCAGUCUUUCUAGAAUGGUCUGUUUUUCUAUCAGUGGAGAAACUUACCAGGGGCUCUCAAAUGCUCAAACCAAAUCAUCAGAUAGAGAAUACAAACUCAACACCACUUUAUAUGGACAUCCUUGCCACACAUUUUUCAUCAGGGUUCUAAUAAAAUGCUCUCUUUACAGAAGUAUUAAUUCCUUUGUAGAUUUUCACACAUAGAAAUAUUUUUAUUUUGAGAUAUAUCCAAGAGACAUUCGUUUAUAUUUCCCGUGGGCAUUAAUACAGUAUGGGAAGGUGCACCCCUUGCUGUGGGUGCAUUUCUGUUUUCUUCUUCUACAUUUUAAAGUUAUUUGAAAAGAGGUUUUCUUGCUGUUUUCAAGAGAAACCAAAGGGAAAUGUAUGCUUUUUUUUUUUUUUUAAAUGUUUUACUACAGAUGUUAUUUUUUCCAUUUGCUGCAACAUUAUUUUUGUAAUUUAUCCAUUGUACACGUUAUGUCCUCACAGAUAUGAUUGGCCUUUUAAUCAGCUUCUCUGUCAAUAAGACAACCAAAUAAUCUAUGCAAAGAAAGCUGCAUUUAACACUUUUCUUUUGUAAAACAAACAAAGAAGCAAAAAAUGCAAUUACAAGGUUUACAGAAAGAUGGUAUUGCACAGUGGGACGUAACUGAAUUUGUGUUCACAAUUUUGCUUGCCUCAUUAAAAGAUUACCCUGCAUUUUGUGUUCUUGAAAAUGACAGUGUUAAACAUUUUGAUCAGUCAGUCCCAAGAAAAUGCAAAACUAUAAUUUCCCCACUCAGUCUGGUAAUUAAACCCUAUUACUUUAUCUCCCACCUCUGUAUUAUGAAUGAAAAAAUGCACAACAGUUCUCAAAGCCUGCCACACAGACAAGUGGAGACUUUUGUUCAAGGGCCCAAUUUUCUUUUCUCUCAAAGUGUAAUUGCAGCAGAACUGUCUUUACUUCAUAAUUGCACGCCCCCAAAAUGAGACAUUGUGUAAGAAAGCAUCCCUAUUAAACAAUUAUUUGGGCUAUUAACAAAUUCUUUAUUGAUUUAGUUCUGUCAUUUAUAUAGUCUCUUUACCUUAGUAGACUAACCAAAGAACAGGAUUUCAACCUGCAUUUACUUUGAGAUAAAAAAUGGCUCUUCAGACCAAUGAGAAACCUUUGAGUUUUCCUCACACGGAAAACAUUGCUUUAACUCUGUAUCUACAUGUCUUCAAUAGUUCAUACAGGGGUGUUGAUGUACCACGAAUCCAUGAUUCCAGUUAUUGCUAAUGUAGCCACUGUAAGUGGUCCUGCAUUAAUGGGUACAAUACUCAUUUUUCAUUUAUGAUCGCAUCUCAGGAAUAUCCCUUUACCAGCUCUUUGAUGUCAGUCCUUUUUUAUGUUGCAUGUUCAGAGUUACUUUGUAUAUUUUAUGGGCGGUUUAAUCGUUGUUUAAGGGCUGUUUGUGGGUUCCGUAUUACCUUUAUUGGUGAGCAUGUUAUGUUACUGUGUUCUUCCUAUAAGCAAUGACUACAUGCUACGUGAAAGGUCGACUUUUUCUGUUCUUUCUUUUUUUGGCUCAUCUCCUCUGCAAGUGAACCAAUAUACGGUUCUGUCAAGGAAAUGAAGGCAGAGUUAGUUUUGAAACAACAUUCAGUGAGAAAAGGUAUUUGAUCAUUUCUCAGUUUAAUAGCAGCAGUAAAGCCAGUCACCAUGAAAACCAGUGCCUUUAUUUUAUCUCUUUUUUUAUAUAAAAACGAGACCAAAGACCAAAUGUGUUACUGUAUGUUUAUUGUUUCAUCUACAUCUGUUUUAAAUGUUCAAAAAAAAUGAAUAGAUGUUGUGUUCAACUAUUAAAAGCAGAUUUUGAAAAAAAAAAACAA